AUGGGAUUCCAGGGAGCGCUCAUCGGAUACCUGCGGAGCUUCCUUCAGCAGAAAAUCAAUUCCUUCCUAGAGGGCCAGACACUGUCCCCUCUUACCGGAGGCCUUCCAGUACCGGGGAUCAGGCAUCCCCCUCGGGGACCAGGGACCCUCACCUCAGAGCUGGGACCCCCGUUUGGCCGCUCUCUAACCUUCUCCGCGGACCCCCAGCCCCGAGCCCUCCGCGGACCCCAGCCGGAUCCUCGGGCCCAGAUCCGACCUCACCGCUGCGGCCGUCGCUUCCUUCCCCUUUUGCGGCCCGACGACGCCACAGGACGGGGGCAGAAGAGCCAGGUCUGCCGCCCGGGCGGACGCCGCGCUCGCUCACCGCCGCCGGGGUUCGGUCUGGCCCGGGUCGGCCCUGGCUCCCGCCGCGCCCUCCGCUCCCAGGCGCCAGGCUCCACUUCCGGUUCCGCGGCGGGGGGCGGGGCCGCAUCCGGGUCCCCUUGCGGCUCCGCCCCCGCCCCCGCCCCGCCCCCGCCCCGCUCCCGCGUCCCGGCCCGCACGACCCUCGGGUUCCGCCCGCAGCCUGCGAAGCGCGAGCCCGGCCCCUGGCGAGCCUGCAGGGCGCGCCGGAAAGUAGCGUCGCGCGCCGAAGAGGGGCGCCGAGAAGCACACAGCCCGCGGCGGGGGCUCAGGAUCCGCGGCGCUUACGGGGGCCGGGAGAAGGAAGCCAGCCCCGGGCGACGCGCGGACCCUGAGCCCGGGGGCGCCGAGCCCCUUCAGCAUGUCUCCGCCUUCCCUCCGCUCAGCCCCAGCGUCGCCCCAUCGCGCGCACCCAGCGGUCCUCGUCCGCCCGCUCACAAUGCACCCCUGCAGAAAGGGCCACAUGGGUGUCAGGGACGCGAGCCCGAGCCGCAGGGACCCAGCAGCCUGGAAGUUCUGUAUUCACAUGGGAACAGGCGGAGGCUUCAGAACCUUGGCACUUGCGGGGUCUUCCUUGGCACAUGAAGAAAGUGGCCGUUUUAUCUAAUAAGGUCCAUUUGCACUGGUGUUCUCUGAAACCCUGUCUGUCUGGGGUUUUAUUCAUGGGAGACAGUAACUAAGUGGCGUGAACAUGAAACAGUUCUCAGCAUUUUUGGUGUGUUGCGCAGACAUCCCUAGAGGCGCUUCUCCUCCGUCCACACCAAUGUCGUGUCGCAGCUCACACCCCUGGGCUGCACCCUGGAUUAGAAACACCUCUUUUUACCAGAAGGGUGACAUGAUUUUCUUUCACCAUGGUCUCCAGCACUGAAAGGAGCCUGGCGGAGCAGCUACUCAGAGUGAGUGCCGAGUCGCUCUGAACGGAGGGGACCCCACCGCUGCAUCUUUUGCCAGGUGAUGCUUUGCAGUCAAGUUGGAAGAUGGAACAGUCCUAGAUGCCAGCCAUAUUUGCAUGCCAAGUGUCAUUUUUUAAAAAAAAAUCUUCACCUUUUUUUCGUAAAGAAGGGGCUUUCACUAUGUUGCCUGGGCUGGCAAACUCCUGGCCUCAAGUGAUCUUCCCAGCUCGGCCUCCCGAAGUGCUGGGAUUACAGGCAUGAGCCACUGCCCCCAGUCCCUUUUUUUCUGGAAGUUUUAAGAUACUUGAGGCAUGCCUUUGUUCAGCCAAAAAGAACUAUUAGAUGGAAAAAAGCAGGAGGCACUACAUUAUGUUUUAAAUCUCAUACUUAACCUCAAUAACUAGGAAAUGUAGAAAACAAGGCUUUCCUUACAUUAAGUGGGUAGAUGAGUGAACACAGGUUCUAAACAGGAGAGCACAGAACACCCCUGACGGCUGCCCGGGACAAAUGAUCCAGGACAUGCUGACCCACGUGACAGCAUGUGCCACUCAGAGGUGUCAGCUCGAAGACAGAAGGAGGAAACGGAGACCAAGGUGGCAUCAGCAGCUUCUGCCGACCCCGGCUCCAGGUGGGGUGGUGUUGGCUCAAUGGCGACACUGUAUGAGGCGGGAAGAGGGGAAGGGCCAGCCACUUGCUGGUGCCUGGCUAUCCUCUUGGGCAUCAGCUUCCAGCCCUGCAGCUUGAGGGGACUGAGCUUACCCACUUCCAUGGGUGGGCCCUGCCACACUGGGCUGGUUCACAACUCAGGACUGGGUGUGAGCUGUUAGGGAAUAGGCUUCCUGAUUUCCAGAGGCCAUCAGUGUGCAAGGGUGCAGCCCUGGGAGCCACCUCAUGAGCCGGCAGGAUGGUGGAAGGGACGUGCAGUCCUGGAUCAAGGGUUGCCUCCAGCCAGCCCUACCCACGGACUCGGUGUGUGAGCCCACACAUCUGCAUUCGACACCAGGCUCCUGUCUCCUGCGCUGAUGCAGGCUUGGGACCUCCAGAGCAGCGGGCGGGAUGACGCCCUCAACCUGCAUUUCCUUCUCCCGGCUGUUUUAUUCUGUCAACUUGACUUCUAUAAUACAAUUUCCACAUGGCGACCCUGCCUUCCAAAGCGACCACUGUCGGUUUCAAUGCACUCACGGCGUAUUCUCAGCAUUCUUCACUGGCAGUGGAAAAUGCUUCAGUACUUUAUUGAAAGAAAGCAAUAAAUAAUACUGUGAUAAAAACA
Messenger RNA from Callithrix jacchus (white-tufted-ear marmoset), 2565 nucleotides. Lineage: Eukaryota; Metazoa; Chordata; Mammalia; Primates; Cebidae. The record is from RefSeq and is a predicted model, not a curated record.